UGUCAAUUCAUAGCCAAGUAUCAUUCAGUCAGCAGCUCAAACUUAACCAUCAUGUUUUCCCCUUCAGCUGUAAAAAGUGGUUUGCUCCGAUCGCUCCGCAGGCAGAAGAGGGAGGGUCAACAUGGCGUCCGAACAGGAGAGCUCCAACGGGCCAGUGAAGAAGUCCAUGCGAGAAAAGGCCAUAGAAAGACGCAGCAUCAACAAGGAGCACAACAGUAACUUCAAAGCAGGCUAUGUACCCAUAGAGGAAGAGCGUCUUCAUAAGACAGGCCUAAGAGGACGCAAGGGAAACAUGGCUAUUUGCAUCAUCAUCCUCCUCUUCCUCCUUGCCUUAAUUAAUCUAAUUAUCACACUGGUUAUAUGGACAGUGAUCCGCAUCGGUCCGAAUGGGUGCGACAGUAUGGAGUUCCAUGAGUCUGGCCUGCUGCGCUUCAAGCAGAAAGCAGACAUGGGUAUUGUCCACCCGCUGCACAAGAGCACAGUAGGAGGCCGUAAAGACCAGGACCUGGUCAUUGUUGGUAACAACAACCCGGUAGUCUUCCAGCAAGGCACUACGAAGCUGAGCGUAGAAAAGGACAAGACCUCAAUUGUCAGUGACGUUGGCAUAUCCUUCACGGACCCUCGGACACAGACCACAUUCUUCAGCACCGACUUUGAAAACCACGAGUUCCAUCUUCCCAAAGGAGUCAAAGUCCUCAGUGUUAAAAAGGCUUCCACAGAAAGGAUCACCAGCAGUGCAGCAUCUGACCUGAACAUUAAAGGAGAUUCAGCUAUCAUUCGCGGUAAUGAGGGGGUCAACAUCAUGGGCCGGACCAUCGAGUUCAAAAUGGGUGGAAACAUUGAGCUCAGGGCUGAGAACAGCAUCGUGCUCAAUGGAUCAGUUAUGUUCAAUGCCACGCGUAUUCCAAACUCUGCGGGAGAUCUGUAUUUCAACGAAGGCCAUGAGAGGUACAAGCUCUGCAUGUGUGAAGAUGGGACUCUGUUCCGUGUGCGGGUCAAAUUUACCAACAUGGGUUGCCAGACUUCAGAUAACCCAUGUAAGAAGGCUCAUUAGGACUGGAAUCUGCUGUUACAUCUCACUACAGUCAGUCCACACUGAAAUCAGAUAAACCACUUUCAAAUUUUUGAUAGUGUAUAACUACAAAAUACGGGACACUCGUAAUGGCUUGGACAUAAUAUCUCCACGAGUCAUGUGUCAAAUUCUGUGUUUCUUAUUAUGUUUGCCACUUGGCCAAAGAUUAAAAACUGUAAUAUUUUAUUCUGCAGAUUUGCCAACUUGAGAUGAUACUAGUCCACAUUACUCCUAUACAGUAUUUAAGAGGAUUAUCAUGGUUUACACUCCCCAUUUGUUGUGAUGAGGAACUACAAUGUUUAUUUUUUUGGCUUACCGUCCAGUAUUAAUAAUAUAUAGACUCUGUAGGCGGCUUGUGUGAGAUCCCAUUUGCCGUUUCAUUAUAUCUGGCAGCUGUGUGAUAUUUUCUCUGACAUGUUAACUGAUGUGUAAGACACUACAUGACUGUAACGAACUGUAAUUAAUGAGAAAUUGUUAUAUAUGAAACAUUUUAAGCUAUCCAGUGAUGCUAAAGCAGCGUAGGUUUCUUUCUGCAUAUCUUGAGCUGUUCAUGCACGUGCCAAUGGAUAUACAAGGGAAGAUAUAUCAUCAGAUAUAUAUAAUAUUUUAAUUUUGUUGCAAAAGCUUUUUUUACAGCAGAAAAAUAGAAUAUCAGAAGAGAUUGUGCACUACAUUCUGCUACAGAUUAAUGCAAAUGCUGAGAGUUUAAAUCAUCAGCUACUUUGGCUGCAGCCUAUAUGGGGUGGUUUGAAUUUUGUGCAAUAUAAUAUAUAAUAUUGAACUUUGCUUUGGAUUGUCCUGUCUGUUGUUCAACAUUACCGAUGUUGACAACAUCUGUAGUCGUUCUCAGAGCACAGACUCGAUGCCUGUUGUGAAAGAACAGUUUGUUUGAUCGAUUAAAUGGAGAACAGAAAAAAAAAUCAACUACUGCAACCAGCCUUAUUUGAAUAUUUCUCAAACAUUUCAUUGGUAUGUUUGUUUCAAUAAAGAAUUGUGUUGCUAUCUGAAA
Messenger RNA from Archocentrus centrarchus (flier cichlid), 2081 nucleotides. RefSeq names its product sarcoglycan, beta (dystrophin-associated glycoprotein) (gene sgcb). The transcript is spliced from 6 exons. The coding region runs from base 122 to 1054 and encodes 310 amino acids. Lineage: Eukaryota; Metazoa; Chordata; Actinopteri; Cichliformes; Cichlidae. Gene Ontology annotation, cellular component: sarcoglycan complex; sarcolemma. Gene Ontology annotation, biological process: muscle organ development. The record is from RefSeq and is a predicted model, not a curated record.